Molecule: messenger RNA, 833 nt
Organism: Pezoporus occidentalis (night parrot)
Lineage: Eukaryota; Metazoa; Chordata; Aves; Psittaciformes; Psittacidae
Product: properdin-like
Exons: 7
Source: RefSeq, a predicted model, not a curated record
UGCCGGGGGGCGGGGCCGAGCCCGGGCCGGAGCCGCCAGCGCCGCUGUGAUUGGCCGCCGCCAUCAAAGGAGCCGCCGGGAGCCCCCUGCGCAGGCGCAGACAGCGAGAGCGAGCCGUGCCCGGGACUGCGGCCGUGCCCCGAGGACGGCGCCUGGGGGGCGUGGUCGGAGGCGGUGCCCUGCUCGGUGACGUGCGGACUGGGCGUGGUCACGCUGCGGCGCGCCUGCGACGCCCCGCCCCCUCGGCACGGAGGCCGCGGUUGCCAAGGCAACGGCACCCGGCGCGCGCUCUGCGGGCCCCACGGGGCGUGUCCUGAGGUGCAGCACUGGGGGCCAUGGGGCGCGUGGACCCCCUGCGAGCAGCGGCCGUGGGGCACCGUGAGCUGCGAGGCCAUGGUGGGGCGGCAGCGGCGGACGCGGCAAUGUGUGGGGCUCAAGGCUGGGGGCCCCCCCUGCCCCAUAGAGGAAGGGAUCGGCACCAUCCAGCUCCGGGCCUGCUACAACGUCCACCAGUGCCUGCUACCCGGGAACUGGUCAGACUGGAGCCCGUGGGGCCUCUGCACCCCCCCAUGUGGGGCCAGCCCCACACGGAAGCGGAGCCGGGAAUGCCUGCCCACGUUUCCCCCCUAUCCGCCGGCCGUGACCCCGCUGGGCUCCCCCACCCCCGUCAACGUCACCUUCUGGGGGGCGCCGCGGCCGCGCUGCCCCCCCCUGGACGGGGAGCGCCUGCGGGUGGAGGAGGGGCGGCCCUGCCUGCACGUGCGGCCCUGCCCCGCCCCCCACGAGGACUGAUGCUGCCGAUGACGUCGCGGGACCCCACCCCCAAACCCCCC